This is a messenger RNA of Protopolystoma xenopodis, 288 nucleotides long. NCBI's taxonomy places the organism in Eukaryota, Metazoa, Platyhelminthes, Monogenea, Polystomatidea, Polystomatidae. The record is from the annotation of a GenBank genome assembly.
AACCCAUCUUCAACAAUUGGUCGACGUUAUGCCAAGUCAAAGCAGGCGGUCCAGCACGCAUUCUCCACGAUGCUGCCCGACAACGGGGUCUACCAAGUGCGUAGCCAUAUUCCUUUGGCCGACCUCACGGUUCUCCACUUCGAGACUCCUGUGCAUUUAUCGGAAGCAGAACGAAAAGUAGUUGACUUUUGGUUGAAGUCCACCCAUCGAGACACCAUCUGGGCUUCUGUAGAUCUCAUGGGAUUGAAUGUGUCUACGACCUGUUUCCAUACAACUUCAAAGCGGUGA